AUGGAUCUGGUUGCUCUCCUCACGCAUUUUGCAUUCGGAAUCGCUGUCUUCCUCAAAUUCUUCGGGAAGCCUAAUCGUCGACGUGUCUCGGAGCUGGCUCAAGACUUCGGCGGACGAGGCCGUCCUGUAUCGUGUCGUGAUGCAUCUACACAGACCGAAGAUGAGGACCAGCAGAUGCCAACGACAACGGACGUCUCUUCAACAACACAAGACACCGUCCCUUACGAGACUGACCCAAUUGAUGACAAGCAAGCCCUGCGGGAGCAAGUCUACGUCAACCUCCAGAGCGCAACAACAGAGGACUUCACAGGUGGACCAGCACGCUUGGUCGCCGCUUCAGAUGGCGUGCAAGAUGUUGCGGCCAUCCUCGUAACCUUGGACUUGGCCGCCCAAAUCCAGGACGCCAUCGAAGCCCGCAGGACAUACGCCAAAGAGGAGUCCAAGGCCCUCAAGCAGCAAUCAGCUCUCUCGAACCUCAAGAGUGGAGUCGAGUGCGAGAAGUUAAGCCAUCAAUGCCGCAUCGACCAGGAGAACGAGAAAGGCCCCGACGUUGAUCAAGAGACCCUGGAUGCCCUCCAAAAGGAGCACGACAACCUCGCCCUUCUGCUUGAGGAUAUCGAGUUGAGAAUCGAGGCUGUCAACGCCCAGGUGUUGACCCAGGCUAUGGUGUUUCGGAAUUGCCAGACGAGGCUCAUCGACACCCUGGAGGAGACAUUCAUUGAAGGUCUCGCGGUCGACCCGGAGAGCGAUGAGCCAGAAUCUCCAAUUGAAGAGCUCGAUCUUCAACAGGAGUACCAGGCCUUCUUGAACCCACAGCAAGAGACCGACGCUGAGCCCCAAGACAUCGCACCGCUCGACAUCACCCCCGACGACUACUUCCAAGCCACAAACGACCAUCUAACCGCCUCCGAGCUCGCCCAGUACGAGAUCCGAGACAACUACUUCGCAGCCCGCGAGCACCUCAUCGAAGCACAAAACCGCUUCGACCGCCGCGAGUAUGAUCGUGAGAUGGACCGCCAGACGACACAAGACUCCGCCGAAGACUUCGACGUUCGCUGGGUGCACCGAUUCCGCGAACUGACUACCCAACUCAUCGAGGCUGAAGCCGCGUUUACAGCCGCCAAGGUCGCGGCCAAUGAAGCCAGUGUGGAUGUUGGAGGUGAAGACCAGUGCUCGCUGUUUGUGGACAGGGAUGAUGAUGGUUAUCGCGAGUCUCAUGAUGCCGCCUGCACUGCAUCUGCUCCUCGAGACAAGAUCAUGCAGUGGGUGGAGGGCAUUUCAGAUCAAGCGAACCCGGAGGAGACCAGUGGCGAUGUUGAGGUUGAUGACUGGGAUGCCCCGGGGAUGGAUAUGAGUGAUAGUGUCAGCUGUGUUGCUAUUGGGUCGUAUCGGUCCAAGAUUGACCAUUGGCGAGAAGAGACCAGAUUGUGA
This is a messenger RNA of Zasmidium cellare ATCC 36951, 1431 nucleotides long. RefSeq lists its product as uncharacterized. Lineage: Eukaryota; Fungi; Ascomycota; Dothideomycetes; Mycosphaerellales; Mycosphaerellaceae. The record is from RefSeq and is a predicted model, not a curated record. Bases 1 to 1431 code for a protein of 476 amino acids. The transcript has a single exon.